AUGCGAGAAGCUGUGGAUCGAUACGCAGCCGGACGAGAUAUUGCCGUCCAAAAUACGAUUAUAGAGAGAGAGCGAAGACGUCGCCUCGUCUCUGACACGAACACAGCAACAACUUGUGACUUUCCAGUCUGGUAUACAUACACGAGCACGAGCGAGAACUCCCCCCUCGUCGCGACAUCAUUUCGCGCGACUUCGCUGAAGUCUCGGCUGACGCGGGCGACGCGACGACGUGAGGCGAUCGCCGAGCCGAAGAAUCCGCUGAAACGCUACGAAUACGCUUGUAAUUAA
Messenger RNA from Necator americanus (New World hookworm), 288 nucleotides. RefSeq lists its product as uncharacterized. The transcript has a single exon. Lineage: Eukaryota; Metazoa; Nematoda; Chromadorea; Rhabditida; Ancylostomatidae. The record is from RefSeq and is a predicted model, not a curated record. The coding region runs from base 1 to 288 and encodes 95 amino acids.